AUGGACCCAAUAACCUUUGCAAGAGCAUCAUUUGACUUGGCCCAAUUGGUCAAAAGACUAUCCAAAACCUACGAUGAAUUGGACUCCAGGAUCGAUCUUAUGUAUGCUGUGUCAAAGCAGGCCUUGAUCAUGUGCAGGAUUUCAAAGUCUAGAGUGCCGGACGAAAUGCAGGACUUAUGUGCAAUCAUUGAAAAGAAGUGCAUUACGAUCUUGAACGAGCUAUGGGAAUGGAAAGGCCGCUUCAAAGAGGAGGGAAAGAACAAAAGGCCUUCGAGCUUCAAGGGUUCGUGCGCCAAGGUCAAGGCACAGACUCGGCUUCCGGAGCUGACAGAAGAUGUAAAUGAUAUUGCCUUGCAUACAAACAACUUGCUCCUCGCUGUAAACAUCGAAGCUAUGGCCUCCCUGGCAGCCUCCAAAGAAGCUGUCAAUAAAAAGGUGGACAAUAUCUUCGCGAUUGUUUCUCGCCCACCCAUGGAUCCUGGUCCUCUACGUGAACCUGGAAAGUAUGUCACUAUCGAUGAUGGAUUGAACCCAAUUUUCGAACUGCCACCUAGUUUGUGUGAAACGCCGCAGCGACUUCAACGCACACUAGCUAUCGCAUUUGAAUCAAUGCCCGGUUUAGCGCAGAUCAAGCGAGGGCAUUUCGUAGCAUACCAUUGGAAUAUAAACCGCCUGAUUUGCGCCAAUGAAUGGCCGGUAGUCAUCGAAAAAGGAUACGGUAUCAGAAUUGCCUUCGUGAUGGGAACUUGGCUUCCUAGCAAGCCGAAUAAAUGCAUUCGGUGUCUCAAGCCCAUGGAAAUGAGUCCAAGAAUCAUAAAAGGAGAGCUCAUAAGCUGCAAGUCCUGUGAUCUUCAGUUUUCCAAAUUCGGUCCCUUGGACUUUGAUUACGAACCGCAAGAUGUCAGCUUCCAUUUCGGAGGUUAUCAUGAUUACAAAAAGAAAUCACAUCGAAAGUCUUCACCCCCACCGUCUCCUGCAUUGGCUACCAGCGAUGCCUCCGCAAAACCCCGACCUGUGAAUGGUAGCACCACCAGUACUGAUUCUGGGCAUCUAUUCUGCCUCUAUCUUGCGUGGGCGAGCACCCCGUCACACCUGGUGCCUGAAAUGACAUUGCAUCUCGUGGUCUCUCAUACGAGACACAAUGACGAGGGCAUCUCUUUCUUAGACUAUAGGAGCCUCAACUACAGCAACGACACCUAA
Molecule: messenger RNA, 1200 nt
Organism: Clonostachys byssicola
Lineage: Eukaryota; Fungi; Ascomycota; Sordariomycetes; Hypocreales; Bionectriaceae
Source: the annotation of a GenBank genome assembly